CCGCCAGCCAUGGGCAACUGCACCAAGACCCCUGAGAGGAGGCUCUCCAAGGAUGGGAAGCAGCACUCGGGCUGCUCGGCCUCAGGCCCCCAAGACCCCGACGAGCUGGCGGAGGCCGCGCAGUCGCCACCGCUGCAGAACUACUCGGUGCUGCAUGGACUGGUGGGGCCAGCCUGCAUCUUCCUCCGCCAGAGCAUCGCCAUCACCCAGCUGGACCGAGAGCUGCGGCCAGAAGAGAUUGAAGAGCUGAAGCAGGCCUUCCGCGAGUUUGACAAGGACCACGACGGGUACAUCAGCUACAAGGACCUGGGCGAGUGCAUGCGCACCAUGGGCUACAUGCCCACCGAGAUGGAGCUCAUCGAGCUGUCRCAGCAGAUCACGGGGGGCAAGGUGGAUUUUGAUGAUUUUGUGGAGCUGAUGGGCCCCAAGAUGCUGGCAGAGACAGCRGACAUGAUUGGCAUCAAGGAGCUGCGCGAUGCCUUCCGUGAGUUCGACACAAAUGGCGAUGGGCAGAUCAGCAUCGCAGAGCUGCGCGAGGCCAUGCGCAAGCUCCUGGGGCAGCAGCUCAACUACCGCGAGGUGGACGAGAUCCUCAAGGACGUGGAUCUCAAUGGGGACGGCCUGGUGGACUUCGAAGAGUUCGUGCGGAUGAUGUCGCGCUGAGGGCAGCGCCUGCCAACACGGGGCAGGAGCCCUGCUGUGCCUUACAAAGCAGAGGGGGCCACGGAGGAGCCCCCCAGCGCGGUCUGC
Nothoprocta perdicaria is the source of this 750-nucleotide messenger RNA. RefSeq names its product calcium-binding protein 2-like. The coding region runs from base 10 to 663 and encodes 217 amino acids. The record is from RefSeq and is a predicted model, not a curated record. The transcript has 7 exons. Lineage: Eukaryota; Metazoa; Chordata; Aves; Tinamiformes; Tinamidae. Gene Ontology annotation, molecular function: calcium ion binding.